Messenger RNA from Hyla sarda, 2774 nucleotides. It is a transcript of the gene CAV2, whose product is annotated as caveolin 2. Gene Ontology annotation, biological process: negative regulation of endothelial cell proliferation; insulin receptor signaling pathway; caveola assembly. Gene Ontology annotation, molecular function: protein kinase binding; molecular adaptor activity. The transcript is spliced from 3 exons. The coding region runs from base 194 to 679 and encodes 161 amino acids. The record is from RefSeq and is a predicted model, not a curated record. Lineage: Eukaryota; Metazoa; Chordata; Amphibia; Anura; Hylidae. Gene Ontology annotation, cellular component: perinuclear region of cytoplasm; cytoplasmic vesicle; caveola.
CUAUAUACCCUUACCUGUGACGUAUACAGCCUGGCACACACAUAUACCACACAGCACAUGCCCCGCUCCCAGCCCAGCCCUCCCCGCUCAUCUCCGCCGGCUGCUGGGGCGUGUCCCGGGGAGCACCGACUACUGAGCCCGCACCGGGGCCGAGCAGCCGCAGCAUCCAGGAAGGACAAGUCGUGGAGGAAUCAUGGGGCUGGAGAAGGAGAAAGCCGAUGCCCGCAUCUUCAUGGACGAGGACGAGUUCAACCGCUCCUCUGCCCCCAUGCUCACCGAGAAAACCUAUGAAAGCCCCCCGGACCGGGACCCGCACGGUCUGAACAGCCACCUGAAGCUGUCCUUUGAGGAUGUGAUCGCAGAGCCCGACACCACUCACAGCUUCGAUAAAGUGUGGAUCUGCAGCACUGCCCUGUUUGAGGUCAGUAAAUACCUCAUCUACAAGGUGCUCACCGUGUUUCUCGCCAUCCCACUGGCCUUCAUCAUAGGACUACUCUUCGCCAUCCUCAGCUGCCUGCACAUCUGGAUUGUGAUGCCGUUUGUGAGAACCUGUAUGAUGAUAUUACCUUCUGUACAAACCAUAUGGAACGGUAUUACAGACAGCUUUGUAGCCCCUAUAUUUGCAAGUAUGGGGCGCUGCUUUUCAUCAGUCAGCGUACGAGUAGAUCAGCCAUUUUAGUAAUGAAGCUAAGAAUAUAUAUGAAAGGACCUGGUGAAAAAUACGGUUUAUCCUUCAGUACACUGAACAAAUAUGGAAAAGCAAACCUGAUGUUGAAAAUGCAGUCUGAUGGGCCAGUAUCAUGUUAUAGACAGGGGUUGCUCAGCAGAUUUAAAUUUGAAUAUAGAUAGAUUUAGUAUUAACUGAUCAUUGCUUACUUUAAAGGGAAUAUAUCAGCAGGCUAGCCAGUACUAACCUGCAAUAAUAGCUCUGGAAAGACUGAUCACAAUGGUACUUUAGUUUUUUCCAUACGUGGUGCUGUUUAGGGGAUAAAUGUAAUUUCCUCCAAAAUCCCGCACGUGCGCAGUAACACUCUAGGCCCACAUAGCAAUGGAGCUGCCAGGUUAGUAUGGAACAGUGGGUAGUAUAGAAGGAGUGGCACUCACCAGAUAAAAUCUAAUGGUUUAAUGAUUCCAAAUUGUGGUUAAAAUAUAUAACAGCAGAUGCAUGGGCUAACCUUGUGAUAGAUUCCCUUUAAAUCCCUGCUCAUGCUGGGCUCAGCAGUCCAGUGGGCGGUCCUGCUUACACAGGGAAGACUGUCAGUCACUGAUGGAGACCACCUACUGGACUCCUAGUUAACUGUAUCUAUCUUUUACGCUGAAUUAUGCUAUUCGUUGGAGUACUUCCUACAUUUACAUGUCUAUCUGCUUAGCUCUUCCUGCUCUAUAACAUGUUGCCACAUGGCAUUUUCAUGGUGAAGGAUACCCAAUAAUGCUUCCAUGUGUACAUUCCAGAACCACAAAUGCGUGUCUUAGUCAGUCUGUCUACCAUAUAUGUGCAGAACACACACAGCACCCUACUGGAACAACAGUAAAUCAAUGCCAUAUGAAAGAAGGUUGUACAAGAAGUGUUUAUUACACAGCACUGUGCCAGAGCAUUUUUUGUAUAAGACACACACGGCUGAGACAUGCCGCUAAAAACCAAUAAAACACAAUAGGGUUCCUUCUGUAGAAUUAAGCACACGCCCAGUUUAUUUCCCCUCCCAAUGUUUUCAUACAUGAUGUCAUGCCUAUAUACUGCCCAUCUUGUCUCCACUUUUGGCUUAAUGUAAUAGAGCCCUUUACCAAGGGGCUGCCUGGUAGGUAAACAUUCACUAAAAUAAUUUUUUCCUAAAUGGACAACCCUAUUGUGAUCUACAGUAUACAAGUCUUUGACUUGGAUAGUCUAUUCACACUGCCCCUUUCUAGGGUAUAAGCUGGGGUCCCAGCAGGCAGACUCCCACUAAACUAACAUGUAUUUCCUUUCCAUCUAAUAGAUAUUAAAUGCUUUUGUACCCCUUAAAGGAAAUCUGUACUUACCUUGUCCCAUUCCGUGCAGGGGAUCUCCAGUAAUCUCCUUCGAUAACUUCAGCUCCGGCCAGGCUUGGGGCACAGGCGGAGCUUAGUGACGUCACCGCUGCUGUUCUCCAGCAGCGAGAGCCAGCCGAGAGCAGCAGCGGUUUGGGGCAUGGGCGGAGCUUAGUGACGUCACCUCUGCUGGGUCCCACUGCUAGAGAACAGCAGCGGUGAAGUCACUAAGCUCCGUCCAUGCCCCAAGCCGGCCCGGAGCUGAAGUUAACGGAGGAGAUUACCGGAGAUCCCCUGCACGGAACGGGACAAGGUAAGUACAUUGUCAUCAGUGUCACCUGCACUACCUGUCAGUACCGACAGGUUAGUGCAGGUGACACUGGUGACAGAUAAAGUGUCCAGAAGGAGUGUCCAGGAAGGAGUGUCCAGAUAUCAUGUGAAAUUUUGACCACAAGAACCAGCCUUUACAGCAGACAACAUCUAAUUGACCCUAGAUGUGCAUAAAUGGUGCCCAUAUUUAAUCCUUUUAUGCAGCAUCUUUGUAUAUAGAGGCAGCAGAUUGAUACAAGAUAUUUAAUACCUUAUUUGUUAGCUCAGCUUUAUAUGACAGAAUCACUUAUUCCUCUAUGCUUUGCAUAUUGAUUUGCCAAGGACACUGUUUUUAUGUACAUUAAUCAGGACAAAUAUAUUUUCAUGUAUAUUAAGUGAAUGCACUGAAACAAUUGCUUGUAUAUUUUAAAUAAAUAUAUUGAAAGAUAAUGUUUAUAGUA